AAAAAAACCAAAUUGACAAAGCACAUGACCGACUUGAUUGAAGUGUACUCCUACGCCACUCUCUUGUCAUACUUUGAGAACAACGAGUUGUAACUUUAUCUAUCGUUCGGGUGUGUCGUUAUUUCACGUCUUUAUAACGUCGGGCAAUAUACUCAUUAUUGCUUGAAAGUCGCUAAAUACUGUUUUACAUCGACAAUUACUAAAAUUAGGUUAUUUAGGACAGGUUAUGCACUCUUUUUCUUGGAUUUGCAGGAUGCGUUUUUCAGUACUUCUUGUGGCAUGUCUUGUUGCCUUCUGCAAGGGUGCUGUCUUUCGAGCCACACCCAAAGGCAAGGAACCGUUCAUGACCGAAAUGAGACAUGUUAACUCGAUCAAGACCACCUGGAAGGCUGGCUCCAACUUUGCAGGCUACUCCAGGGAGGAUGUCGAGGGACUUAUGGGAGUGCUCACCCCGACGCCAGAGAAGUUCAAGCUACCUGUGAAGAAACCACAACAAUUUGGAGUGCCACACUUUCCCGAUGAGUUUGACUCUCGAGACAAGUGGAGUAGUUGCCCAAGUAUCAAGGAGAUUCGUGAUCAGGGGUCUUGUGGAUCAUGCUGGGCAUUUGGUGCAGUUGAAGCCAUGACAGAUCGGAUCUGCAUCUUCCAUGGGGUUCAAUUCCACUUGUCGGCAGAGGACUUGGCAACUUGCUGUGAAGACUGUGGUAAUGGGUGCAACGGAGGUUUUCCUGGGGCCGCCUGGCAGUACUGGAAAGAUACUGGCAUAGUGACUGGUGGUCCUUACAACAGCUCCCAAGGAUGCCAACCGUACAAAAUACCAGCGUGCGACCACCACGUCGUCGGUAAACUCACGCCAUGCAAAGGGGAUGAUCCUACACCAAAAUGCGCUAAGCAGUGUAUUUCGGAUUAUAAGGCGACAUAUGAGCAAGACAAAUAUUUCGGAAGAAGUUCUUACUCUAUUCCUCAGAACAAUUCUUACAUCCAGAGUGAGAUAAUGACAAGUGGACCAGUAGAAGCAGCCUUCUCUGUCUACUCGGACUUCCCAACUUACAAAACAGGUGUUUACAAACAUGAGACUGGAGAUUUUCUCGGUGGCCAUGCAGUGAAGAUCCUUGGCUGGGGGGUGGAGAGUGGAACAGACUACUGGCUGGUUGCCAACUCAUGGAACUCUGACUGGGGAGAUAAAGGUUUCUUCAAGAUACUGCGUGGAAGCGAUGAGUGUGGCAUAGAGUCAUCUAUUGUUGCAGGCACACCUGGCAUGCCUUCAUGGCUUUAGAUUCAACCUUUGCUCAAUAUCACUGCACUGCUUACCACAGACUUCUGCGCUUACUGUGAUCUGUUAAGUGGAGAAUUCCGCGGUAAGCAGAGCAAUUAGAUUGGGCUCUUGUGUUGUUGUCACAAGUUUUAUAAAAGCAGGGCUUGAAUUUGGCGGAAAAAUUCACAAGACUGCAGGGUUUAGUAGCUAAACAUUUUUACUGGACCUACAUUUAUUUUACAUUAAAAAAUGAGUUGAUCAAGUACUAAAAGAAGAUCUAUCUCAUUUGUCAUGCUACUCGAUACUGAACUGAAAAUACAUAUCGGGUUUAUUUCAACGUUUUUCACAAAGACUUUGAUAUUAAAGAUGCCGCACAGACGAGAUAUUACUAUUAUUAGUCAUUGAGCUUGUCCAGUCACGAUUUUACUGGCCCAACGGUAAACGUUCUGGGCCUUGGGCCUGCAGUCCAAUGUUAAUUUCGAGCCCUGAAAAACCUUGAAUAUGGGAGAGCAGGCUGUGUCCAAUUCAGUGGCUUUGGCUGUGACUGUUGCUAAGGGUGUUGCUAUGGAUGUGCGUUACUUCAACACUUGAUGAUGCAGCGAUCAAGCCGUAGCCGUAGCCUCCAAUUUGGACACAGCAUCUUUCAGCAGUUCAAAUGGCUUAUAUUCCAAAGACUGCAAUCAAACAAUGUAUUACACAGUUCUUAUACUUGUAUAGCAUUUAAUCUUCCAGUACGCGCUAAUCCACCAAUCAGAUGCCUGGAACUGGAG
Molecule: messenger RNA, 2025 nt
Organism: Asterias rubens (European starfish)
Lineage: Eukaryota; Metazoa; Echinodermata; Asteroidea; Forcipulatida; Asteriidae
Product: cathepsin B-like
Exons: 8
Coding region: 227-1276 (349 amino acids)
Biological process (GO): regulation of catalytic activity
Cellular component (GO): lysosome
Molecular function (GO): cysteine-type endopeptidase activity
Source: RefSeq, a predicted model, not a curated record